This is a messenger RNA of Botrytis fragariae, 597 nucleotides long. RefSeq lists its product as uncharacterized. The record is from RefSeq and is a predicted model, not a curated record. The coding region runs from base 1 to 597 and encodes 198 amino acids. Lineage: Eukaryota; Fungi; Ascomycota; Leotiomycetes; Helotiales; Sclerotiniaceae. The transcript is spliced from 4 exons.
AUGCAGCCUUCUAACCUUCUCUACUCUUGCCUUUCUUCCUGCCCAAAACACAACGUGCCAGCCUUAUCUCAUCCGCCACUGCCCUUAAGAUUCCCAAAGAUUAGAUUAGAUCCAACACUAUAUCAUCGAGACCAUAUCUUUCAAAUCAAUUCCAAACAUCGAUUCAACACUUUCAUCUUGAAUUGUGUUACAGUACCAGUACCAAAGAAAGAUCCUGUCCACCGCCCUCCUCACAAACUAUUGGUACCUUUUUUUGACUGCGGUACGGCGCACGAAGAAGUAGCUAGGAACAAGACUACUGAGAACGAAUUAAACACUACGCUUGAAGGAUUAUUAGCAACAAGUGACCAUUACAAAAAGCACAAACGGGUCAAACCUUUUCGACCAUUAGUCCCAACUACUCCCAUCUCCAAAAAAACCGAGCGCGUGAGCAACACAGCCACCCGUCACGUUAUUGAAGAUCAUUCACUUGGUAAUUACCGAUUGAUUACUUUUGGUCGCACACUCGGUCUUCAAUUGCCCAACACGGACUACAACAGGCCAUCAACCACUCUCCUCACAACCCUCCUCGUUUACAGCCCACCUCACGAACGAUAA